AUGGUUGUUCCAGUGAUUGAUCUGAAUUAGUUUCCAGAUUCUCAAGAGUACAAGAAGUUGAGGGAAGCAUCACAGGAAUGGGGUUGUUUGCUAGUCAACCACAAGAUCCCAAUGACUCUAAUGUCAGAGAUGAAGAUAGCAGUCAGAUCUCUUCUUGAUCAGCCAAUGGAGAUCAAGACGUUUUACACAGAUAAUGUCAUAGCUGGUAGCGGCUACUUGGCGCCCAACAAGAAGAACCCUCACUUGGAGACAUUAGGUCUCUAUUAUGACUUUGGCUCAUCUCAGGCUGUGGAAACCAUUUACUCUCAAUUGGGUGCUUCUCCCUACCAAAGAGAUGUAAUACAGAAGUAUGGAGUAGCGAUGUAUGAGCAAAUAAUGGAUAUAGGACUUAAGUUGGGAGAGAGUCUCGGGUUGGAGAGAGAUUUUCUGGAGGGGUGGCCUAUCAUGUCAAGGAUUAACAAGUAUAACUUCACUGCUGAAUCCCUUAGAUCUAUUGGAGUUGAACCACACACAGAUUCAGGAUUUUUGACAAUUCUUCAAGCAAAUGAAAUUGUUGGAGGUCUGGAAGUGAUGGACAAGUCUGGUGCUUUUGUACUCGUUCAUCCUUGUACAGGCACUCUCCCUGUCAAUUUUGGAGAUCUUGCUAAGGCAUGGAGCAAUGAGAGGCUGUGCAAUGUGAAGCAUAAAGUGCAAUGUAGGGAAGCCGCCGUUCGUAUCUCAAUUGCUUCAUUUCUGUUUGGACCGAAGGAGGAGGCACUGGAACCCCCACACGAAUUUGUUGAUUCGGAGCACCCACGUCUCUAUGUCCUUCCUUUCCGAAGAGAAGAAUAUAGAAAGCUCAAACUCUCCACGUCUGUAUGUGGUGAAGCUCUUGAACUUUUGCGCAUCAAGUUAAUUUACUGA
This is a messenger RNA of Fragaria vesca subsp. vesca, 903 nucleotides long. Its product is annotated as gibberellin 2-beta-dioxygenase 7-like. Lineage: Eukaryota; Viridiplantae; Streptophyta; Magnoliopsida; Rosales; Rosaceae. The record is from RefSeq and is a predicted model, not a curated record.